AUGACCUGGGCUAGCGGGCGCCUCAGGGUCUGGGGGAGCCUGGUGCUGCUGGGCCUGUGCAGCUGUACAGGGGCCAGGGCGGCUGCCCUCAACCCCGUCAGAAACCUUACUGUGGAGGCCUGGACCACCAGCUCCAUCACCCUGAAGUGGGCGGUGCCUGAAGACCCUGACCCUCAGCGCUACACGUACUGGGUCCGGUGGACUGGUGAUGGUGUUACAGCUGGGCCUCAAAACACUACCAAUACCAGUGUCAGAGUGGAUGCCCUGAAACCAGGGUGCUUGUAUCAAUUUGUUGUGUGGGCAGAAAAGAAUGCAGUCAAUAGCUCUGGGGUGCCUUACAAUGCCAGCACAGCCCCCAACCCCGUCAGGAACCUGACUGUGGAGGCCUCGACCAGCAGCUCCAUCACCCUGAAGUGGGAGGUGCCUGAAGACCCUGCCCCUCAGGGCUACACGUACGGGGUCCGGUGGACUGGUGACGGUGAUGCAGCUGGGCCUCAAAACACUGCCAAUACCAGUAUCAGAGUGGAUGCCCUGAAACCAGGGUGCUUGUAUGAAUUUUCUGUGUGGGCAGAAAAGAAUGGAGUCAGCAGCUCCCCGGAGACUCUUAAUGCCAGCACAGCCCUCAACCCCGUCAGGAACCUUACUGUGGAGGCCUGGACCACCAGCUCCAUCACCCUGAAGUGGGCGGUGCCUGAAGACCCAGACUCUCAGGGCUACACGUACUGGGUCCAAUGGAGUGGUGACGGUGUUGCAGCUGGGCCUCAAAACACUACCAAUACCAGUGUCAGAGUGGAUGCCCUGAAACCAGGGUGCUUGUAUGAAUUUUCUGUGUGGGCAGAAAAGAAUGGAGUCAGCAGCUCCCCGGAGACUCUUAAUGCCAGCACAGCCCUCAACCCCGUCAGGAACCUGACUGUGGAGGCCUGGACCACCAGCUCCAUCACCCUGAAGUGGGCGGUGCCUGAAGACCCUGACCCUCAGGGCUACACGUACUGGGUCCGGUGGACUGGUGACGGUGUUGCAGCUGGGCCUCAAAACACUACCAAUACCAGUGUCAGAGUGGAUGCCCUGAAACCAGGGUGCUUGUAUGAAUUUUCUGUGUGGGCAGAAAAGAAUGGAGUCAGCAGCUCCCCGGAGACUCUUAAUGCCAGCACAGCCCCCAACCCCGUCAGGAACCUGACUGUGGAGGCCUGGACCAGCUGCUCCAUCACCCUGAAGUGGGAGGUGCCUGAAGACCCUGCCCCUCAGGGCUACACGUACUGGGUCCGGUGGACUGGUGACGGUGAUGCAACCUGGUGUCAAAACACUACCAAUACCAGUAUCAGAGUGGAUGCCCUGAAACCAGGGUGCUUGUAUGAAUUUUCUGUGUGGGCAGAAAAGAAUGGAGUCAGUAGCUCCCUGGAGACUCUUAAUGCCAGCACAGCCCUCAACCCCGUCAGGAACCUUACUGUGGAGGCCUGGACCACCAGCUCCAUCACCCUGAAGUGGGAGGUGCCUGAAGACCCUGACCCUCCUGGCUACAUGUUCUGGGUCCGAUGGAGUGGUAACGGUGAUGUAGCUGGGUCCCAAAACACUACCAAUACCAGUAUCAGAGUGGAUGCCCUGAAACCAGGGUGCUUGUAUGAAUUUUCUGUGUGGGCAGAACAGAAUGGAGUCCGUUGCUCCCCGGAGACUCUUAAUGCCAGCACAGCUCCCAAUGAGGUCAUGCACCUGCGAAAUGAAACUCAGACCAACAACUCAGUCACCCUGCGGUGGGAGGCCCCCACAGACCCCCACUCUCAGUUCUAUGCAUACUGGGUCCAGUGGGCCGGUGGAGGGCAUCCCCAGAGGGAACGAGAUCCCCAAGGACAUCAGGACAACCAGACGGGCAGGACCAAUGAGACUUGGUAUGAGGUGGAGGCCCUGGAACCCGGAACUCUGUACAACUUCAGCGUCUGGGCAGAGAGCAACAGUGUAAACAGUUCCACACAGAGUCUCCAGGCAUCCACAGCCCCGGAUCCCGUCACCAUCACCUCCUGCAUCAGUGCCUCGGGGGACCAUGGGGUCAUCCUGACCUGGUCCUGCCCCCGAGGAGGCUAUGAGGCCUUUGAGUUGGAAGUGGGCAGGCAGCAGACCUCCCAGGACAACUCCUCCUGUGGGAGGGGCGUGAAGGUGUCAGGACUCAGGCCCGCUCAGUCGUACUCAGCCACCGUCAUGACCGUCUGGGAUGGAAUGAGGGCCCGGUCUGCCUCCGUGACCUGCCACACUGGGAACACAGGGGUUGUCGCCGGAGUCACAGUCGGCGUCCUCCUGUUUCUCAUCCUGGUGGGCCUGCUGGUUUUCUUCCUGAAGAGGAGGCAUAAGAAGAGAGAGAAGCAACCAGCACCCUGGGAUCUGGUGUGCAGCAUCCCACGGGACAUCCUGGCUGAAGAGUUUGCCACUCACGUCAGGAACAAUGAGAAGGACAGCUGCCGUGGCUUUGCCAAGGAGUACCAGCAACUGGCCCUGGAGGACCACAGGCAGUCCCAGACAGUGGCCUCAGCUCCGGAGAACAGCGCCAAGAAUCGUUACAGAAAUGUGCUGCCCUAUGACUGGUCCCGCGUGCCCCUCAAGCCCCUCCCUGGGGAGCCAGGCUCCGAGUACAUCAACGCCAGCUUCAUCCCUGGUCUCUGGAGCCCCCAGGAGUUCAUUGCAACCCAGGGCCCCCUUCCCCAGACCGUGGGCGACUUCUGGCGCCUGGUGUGGGAGCAGCAGAGCCACACCCUGGUCAUGCUGACCAACUGCGUGGAGUCCGGCCGGGUGAAGUGUGAGAAUUACUGGCCUCUAGAUGCCCAGCCCUGCACCCAUGGGCACCUACAAGUGACCCUGGUGGAUGAGGAGGUGAUGGAGAACUGGACAGUACGAAACCUGAAGCUCCGGCAUAUGCAAGAGCAGGAGACUUUAUCCGUGCAUCAGUUCCACUAUGUGACCUGGCCAGACCACGGCGUCCCCCACUCCCCAGACCCCUUGCUGGCCUUCUGGAAGAUGCUCCGGCAGUGGCUGGACCAGACCGUGGGGGGAGGCCCCCCCAUUGUGCACUGCAGUGCUGGUGUGGGCCGCACGGGCACCCUCAUUGCUUUGGAUGUCCUGCUGCGGCAGCUGGAGUGUGAGGGUUUCAUUGGGCCCUUCAGCUACGUGAAGAAGAUGCGAGAAAGCCGGCCACUGAUGGUGCAGACUGAGGCCCAGUAUGUGUUCCUGCACUGGUGCAUCCUUCGGUUUCUGCAACAGCCAUCCCCAGCGCCCGCUGAGGAGGAGGUCAUGUAUGAGAACCUGCUUUUUGAGAAUGUCGCUGCUACAGAGGCCUAA
Molecule: messenger RNA, 3321 nt
Organism: Hippopotamus amphibius kiboko
Lineage: Eukaryota; Metazoa; Chordata; Mammalia; Artiodactyla; Hippopotamidae
Gene: PTPRH
Product: protein tyrosine phosphatase receptor type H
Exons: 20
Coding region: 1-3321 (1106 amino acids)
Biological process (GO): protein dephosphorylation; angiogenesis
Molecular function (GO): cadherin binding; protein tyrosine phosphatase activity
Source: RefSeq, a predicted model, not a curated record